AGAAAAAGCACCAAAAUGGCCCCAAAUUUGUGCACCAUUUGUCAUGACUAUGAUGAGCGUUUCGGAAGACCUGCUUCAUCUAAGGUAUUCUGCGUUGGCGGCUGCGGUAGAUGUUACCACAAACGUUGCAUGCGCAAAGUAGUGCACUUGAAUGAUACUGGCUUCUGCGUUAACUGUCGUCAGGAAACAAGCUCGUCUGUUGCGUCCGGUCGUGGCCAGAUCCGGCUGGAGACUCUGAUGGACCGGUUGAAGCGGCUGGAGGCGAAGCUUGAUGCCGGAUUUGCCGGACGAUUGCCGUCCAGAAAUCACGCCACGACUAGCAACGAACUGUCGAAAAAUCCUCCGGCGUACGAUUCGGUCAUCAAAGAUGCUGGUGGACCGUCAAAGUUUCCACCCAAGGUUUGGACCAACAUCUUCCAGAAGCUUAACGCAACGCAGCUCGCCAACGCCCGGCUUGUUUGUCGCCGCUGGAACCAGAUCAUCGGUCACAGCCCAACCCUGGUGGACAAGCUGGUGCUGAACUUCCCUCGCGGGACCGUACUGACCAACAACUGCGCUCCGAUUCAGACGCUGACGAGUUCGACCAAGCUGCGCCACACCCGGGCCACCUUCCAGGAGCUGACCAUCGUCGGAGCCGCUACCUGGUGGCCAUCAAUAGGCAAGAACCUGCACACGCUCACCCUUAUCAACUGUAAGGUCUCGAUCGACAUGCUGCUGGAAAUGCUCAAAGCCACCACGGCCCUCAAACGGCUUUCGCUGACCUGCGGAGAAAACCUCUUUUUCCGCACGCUGCCCGAGGUCACCUUCACCAUGCAGUAUCUCGAACAUCUCAUCCUGGCCAACAUUCGCCACGUCGAGAUCCUGGACAUAUUCAAGCAAAUCUGCCCCCUGCUGAAGACGCUCAAACUGCCCGGAGAAAACCGGAACGACGAAUUCGUGGUGGCCGCGAUCCGCUUCAUCUGGGCCGCCCAGAACACGCUCGAGGAACUUGAGCUGGCCGGCGAACCGGGUGAACUGUGGGACCGGAUCAGCGAGGCCAUCGGGAUGCAACUGCGGCGCGUGAAGGUCGUUGCGGGAGCCCUCGACGAAAUGCGCCUCGCCAGGCUGUGCGAGACCUUUCCGACCGUUGAAGGUUUGAUGACGCCGACGAGCCGAGUUACGGAUAAGGUCCUCACCACCAUCGGCGCCAACCUGUGCAAGCUCAAGUACCUGGACAUCACGCUGUCCUCCAGCGAUUCUCCUGACGAUCUGUCCUUCCUCAAGUCGAUGCCCGAGCUGCGCACACUCGCCCUCCGAUGCGCCUUUCCCGCCGUCGGCUUCGGAAAUCUCAAACAUGCCAACCUGGAAUCGCUGAGCCUUCGCGGCGUCGAACAGGGCAACGGCGUGGGUGGCCACUGGUUUGCGCACUUUCCGAACCUGCGCUCGGUCGCGCUGACCGAUUGCACCGUCGAAAGCUGGUCCGACCUGUUUGUGCCGGUCGUAACGCAGCUCAAGAAACUCGCGCACCUGUCGCUGGUCGGCAUUAAGGUGCGGAACGCCGGCAGCGAGUACCUUCCGGACUAUCUGGCCCAGCUGACGACGUUGCGGCUAGCCGGGUGUGACCUGUCGAAGGAUUCGCUGAUUAUGCUGUUUACGCUGUGUCCUCGGUUGACGCGGAUCUUCCUGCAGGACAUGGCGGGUGUAGACGACGAAGUCACGCUGGCGAUUUGUCAGUACGUGAGGGAGCUGCAGCAGAUUCGCGUGGUCGGUUGCGCCGGGCUGACGGAUCAGUGUCUGGAGUAUCUGUGGAACUAUUACGAGGAGUUGGACGUGGUCGAGGUGGUUGAUUGCGUCAACAUUUCGAAGGAAGCGCUGGAGCAGACGUUUGCUUGAUUGACGAUCACCUUUCUUUUUGUUUUACUACGAUUACUGAUCUAAAAAU
Culex quinquefasciatus (southern house mosquito) is the source of this 1921-nucleotide messenger RNA. RefSeq lists its product as uncharacterized. Gene Ontology annotation, molecular function: protein binding. NCBI's taxonomy places the organism in Eukaryota, Metazoa, Arthropoda, Insecta, Diptera, Culicidae. The record is from RefSeq and is a predicted model, not a curated record. The transcript is spliced from 2 exons. Bases 16 to 1872 code for a protein of 618 amino acids.